Messenger RNA from Procambarus clarkii (red swamp crayfish), 8841 nucleotides. Its product is annotated as telomere-associated protein RIF1. Gene Ontology annotation, cellular component: nucleus. NCBI's taxonomy places the organism in Eukaryota, Metazoa, Arthropoda, Malacostraca, Decapoda, Cambaridae. The record is from RefSeq and is a predicted model, not a curated record. Gene Ontology annotation, biological process: telomere maintenance.
GGUGUUGUUGUGAGCGGGACCUUGAGGGCAAGUGGUGAGGCUCACUCUCUUGUUAUUAUUAUCUCCUGCCUCCCUAAGUCACCCCGCAACCUCUCGUCAUGCUAGUGGCACUGUGAAGUAAUGUUUACUGUCUCAGAGGGUCAUGAAGGAGGCCAAUUUUGAGGAGUUGGUGGUGCAAUGUACAUCACAGAAGGUGGCUGUGCGAGUGCCUGCAUACCGCACAAUUACACAGAAAAGCACAGGAGAAUUGGAGAAAUUUGUUUGGAGUGAUUUUGCAUCUCUGGAUGAUACACACAAGACUCUUGUUAAUAUUAAAGCUGACUUGUUCAAUGAAACGCACGACAUCAGUUAUGAAGCUGCUGGAGUAUGUGGCUGUCUCUUGGCUAAUGAUAGCUUCCUCAGCCUGGUGAAUAGUGAAGAUGAAGCCAAUAUUUUAGAUGUAUUAAUUAAAGCUAUAAAAGAAACCAAAGAGAAAAAAGUCCUAACUAGAAGCCUUUGGAGUCUUGCAAAAAGCAGAUUAAACAAAAAUAUAUACUUAAAAAGAGUUCAUCAAAUUAUUGAAACAAUAAACGGCAUUCUUACUGUUGAAGAUGCCUCGUCCAUUACAGUUCACGAAGCAAUGCAAGUCUUUCAGUCAUUAUUAGGAAUUAUUCCCAAUGAAAUGGGUGAAGAAGCAAAACAGUGGUUUCCUAGUGUGUUUAUUUAUAUGUUUCACGAUGUUGGCCGAGUUCGCAUAGCUGCCUUUGCUACCUUGAGUAAAGCAAUAAUCGUACUUGAAAAAAUGGAAGAUUUUGAUAAUAUUAGAUUAAAUAUUGUGAAGGUGAUUAUCCCAGAUCUUAAAGCUCAACAUUGUAAACAAAUGAACCGCUUGGUGGGAGAAGAAUGUAUUGACAUACUGAAAGAAUGGAAGUUGAUUGUAAAAUUUUUAGGAAAGGAGUUGCAUCCUGGUACAUCACUCAUAAAUGGCCUCCUUGAAGUUGUGGAAAAAGGAUUCAAGAGUUCCAAACCAGAGAUAAGAGUUGAUGCUUUCAAAUGCUGGCAAGCUUUAAUUGAUAAUUUUUCUUUGGAUGAUAGUGUGCUUACUCACUUAAAAAGAUUAAAACUCUUACUUGCACCCCUUAAAGCUAAUAAUGCUAAAACAGAGGAUAUUGCAUAUGCAAAACUGUUAGCAUGGUGGCAUCUUAUUUGCAAACUUGGCAAGAAAGCAUCUAUAAAUUUUGACUUAAUUGUAAUACCACUACUAAGGUUUUGUUUUGGGUGUGGGUCACCUUCAGGUGGAGCAGCAAUUGGGUUAUCUGAAAGAAACCUUAUUAUGUCAGGUGCUACAGCAUCACCAGGACGAAAAUUUUCAGGUUUGCAUAUUGCAUGUGCAGAAAUUUUGGCCCAGAUUCUCUCUGUGGGUAUAGAUAUUCCAGGGCUUCAAACCUACAGCUUCAGUACACAGCAGAUGGAUGUGCCGAUACUCACAUCCCCCACACUAUUUGUUCGUUAUCAUCAGCUACUGUUGAACUGCAUUAGUGAAGCUGUGCAAAGUCUUAAUUCCAAAGAACAUAAACAGUACAAUCUUGGGGUGUUCCUGUUUCAAGCUGUCCUUGCACACAUAAGAGUUGCUAUUAAUCUUGAUGAAAACAAGAAAGACAAUGUGGAAAUAGUAAAAGAACUUUUUAAUACAAUAUCAUCAUUAGAGAGACUGUGUUCCCCAGGAGAUUCUCAGAGUCAGUUUGUAUUCAAAUUCCUUGAAAUGGUGACAGUUGGAAGUUUGGCACUACCAAGAACCGUUUUAAAUUCUCGACAUUAUCACAUCGCAACGGGAAAUACAAUGAGAGAUGUUAUGAGUGGAACGUUAAGCAAUCACCUGAUACAUCAGCUAUGUAAACCCUCUCUUCUUCACUAUGCUACAUCUAAGGAAGGAUUUUUUUCCAUGUGGUUGGCAGUACUGGCAAAUAGCAAGCCUUUAAGUGGAAAACUUGGGUUCUUGCAGUCUGUAAUGAAGGAGUUGGACUGUGCUGCUGCAGUUCUCUGCCCUGCUAACCCUAAUACACUGGUACAGAUGUGGUCUACGGUUGUUCAUCAACUCAUUGAACACAUUCAAGAGACACAGAUCAUAGAUCAGGGUGAUGGUGGUGAGCAUGAUUGGAGCUGCAUCUACAGUAUUCUUCUCUUCCCUAUCAAUCACUCCAUUGAUGCUCUCAGCUCUGCGGAUCACCUCGUCUAUCAACAAAUCAUGACAGACUGGAUUGAACUGUGGAUCAAAUUUACUGAGCUAACUCCAUUAACUCCCACGGCCGAUGCCAAUAGUGAAGUGGAGCAUGUGGCUCGUGCACUGAUUAAUGUGUGUGUUGGAAAGCUUACAGCGCCGCCUGACAUCCAUGCUGCUACAUAUACUUUGAUGGCACAUGUUCUGGCAGUUAUUACAGAAAAGUUUACAUAUUCAGAAUUGGGCAAAACCUCUGUGAGAUCUGUUAAUAGUCCAGCAAAGCCAAGAAAGAAACCUCAUCCACUUCACAACUUGGCAGCUUGUGUAGAACUUUAUGUGAUUCUCUUGCAGAGAGUGUUACGUAUAGUGUCCAAUCAAAGGCAGCGUGCUGCGGCAAAAUUAUGUGAAGCCAUCGUUCAUGUUUUCAAGGGUGUUCAGCAAACAAAAAUGGUGGAGUCAUUGGUAGAGCAAGUGAUCAGCCCAAUGUGUGACUCCCUGAAAGUAAACCCCGCUGCUAGGUUUAAUGCUGAAAUUGAAAAAAAGUUCAUUACAACGUUCAAAACUUUUGGGGCAUUGUUAGAAAAAUAUUUUGGUACAAAGCACAGUGCUGAUCAGCUCAACAGAAUAGCACCAUUGUUUGUUGUGUCAUUGAAAUCCAGUAACAAACACAUUAAAUUAGAAGCACACAAACUUUGGAGGAGUUCUUUUGCAUCUACAAGCUUAUGUAUACCAUCAAAUCUUUUUGAUAUUUUGAAAGAAUGUGGUCUUCCUCCUGCAAGUCUAACAGACCUUCAUGAAAAUAUGGAAGACUCCCUAAGUCUCAGUCCCAAAGAAAAUCUUCCAGCUAAUCAGGCAGGUAGCUUGCUUAAACAUGAUAUUGUAGGGGAAAGAAAACUUCGAGAAUCUCCGAGAGUUAAUUCUCCAUUAUCAGGAAGGCUAAAUCGUAGUACACCGGUUUCCAAAAACAAGAGUAAGCCAAAAACAAAAUUGGAAGAUAUGAAAGAUGAGGACUUUGUGAAGAUUACAUCUCCCAAGCCCAAGAGAAGAGUCCUAACAGAGCAUCAGGUUGAACGAAUGACUGAACGAAGGUCUGACAUCCCUGCCUUAUAUUCUGAGCUCUCUCAAGCUGUCUCACAAGAUAUCCUGCCAUCACAAUUUGCCUCUCAGUAUUCCUUUGAAGACUCAUCAGUUGACAUGAAAAAAGGAAGUUCGUUCAAGAAACCAGAUACAAAUGAUAGUAAGUGCAGUGAGCUAAAGGAAGCUACAGGAGGAAAUAGUAGUGUUAAUAAACCAAGUAUAGAUGAUUUAUCAUUUAAGGGGAAACUAUCUUCAAACACACAAAAUCAACCUGAAAGUGAGAUAGAUGAAGAGGCAAAUGAGUUAGAAAAAAACACUGAACAUAAAAAUGAUGCAGCAAAACCAUUUAGCGAAACUGUUGUAGAUAAUGGGGAGAGAACAGAGCAGUCUGAAGCAAAAACCAAAGAUACUGAAACUUCUGCUGGCUGUGGUGAAUUGGAAUCGAUGAAUGUGAUUGAAAUGUUUGAGAAUACUGAAGGCAAUGAGAUUAACCGAUUAAAAAUACAAAGCAAAAAAGAAAUUAAUGAAAUGUCUAAUGUUGUAAAUGGAACGGCUUCAAAUCCAAAAUUACUGAAUCCAUCGGAAGAAUGUGAUGAACAGGACAAGAGUGAAGAUUCUGAUGAGGACAGUGAAUGUGUCAUAAGAACUGAUAUAAAAACUUAUUCUGGCAAAAAGAAAAAAGAUUUAAGGAGAUAUGGCAGUGGAGAUAGUGACUACACGGAUGAAGACUUGAACGAAGAAUUAAGAAGAACAUCUCUUGAAUUUCAGAAAUCUUUGGAUAGUUUAAGUGAUGAUUCCAAUACAGCAUUAAAAUCAUCCGAGUUUCAUCGAAGGAAAGCAAAGGCACCCACAAAAAAGAAUAUAAAUGAUGUGCGUAAAAGCUUGAAAGGCACAAUUUUGUCCAAGAAAGUAAGUUCAGACACAAGUAAAAUUGACUCCCCUCUUCCAUCUAAGAAGCAAAUGCAAGAACAGAGAAUAAAUUUCAGGGAGGUGGCUGUCUCUCCAAGUGUGAUUCUCGACCGUAAGAUUGCAAAACAAGUUCCAGAAGUAAAACUUAAGGAUGGUGCAUUAUUAGCUAAACAAUUGAAUUCAAAAUAUGCUGUGUCUGACACGGAUUCAGAGGAUGAGAUUCCAGACUCACAAGUAGCUGAGAAAACUGACUUGUAUGUAUCUGUUUUUAAUAGAGAAUCUCCAAUUUCUUUAAGGGGCAAAUCUAUAAGCGUAAUUAGGGACACGAAUAGAAAUACAAAUGAAGUUCCUCGCAAAUUUUCAAGAUCAAAAAGAAAGCGAAAUUCAUCAGAGGAGGAUGAGUUAACAGUUAACCUAGACAAGAAGAAGAAAAUUCAAGACAAAACUCAGCAGUUGCCAAUUGAGAAGCAAAGCUCAAGUGAUGAUUCAGUGUUAAUAAUUGAAGACAAGGGUGGAGAACAAGAGGAGGAUAAACAAGGGCUAUGUCAAAAAAAGGGCAAGGAAAACCAAAAGCAGCAAAAGGUUAUUGAAGAAAUAUCAGUGAUGGCGGCUAGAAAAAUGCCGAAAUCACAAACUCGGCUCACUCGCAAGAAUUCUUUCAACUCCAUGGACAGUCAACCUAGUUCUGAUCAUGCUGGAAGCAAUUUAUCUCCCUGCACCCCAACCAAAGUUACUAGAUCUGGACGGAAGAUUGUAGCUCCAAAUAAAGAUAUGCCAGAGCCUAUGACUCCCCCUAGUUCAAAAAAGCGAAAAUUACAAGAAUCCACAGAAGAAUCUUGUGUAGAUGAUCCUAAAGUAACAGAGACUUUGGCAUCUUCCCUGAAAAUUACUCCGAAGAAGUCCGCCCAGAAGAAAAUUACAGAUUUGUUUAAUAAAAGUGACAAGAAAAUAUCUGAAAUGGAAGCUAAUGAUAACUCUGAUGGCGACACACUCCCUGAAAUGGAUGACUUAAAUGAUUCACAAUAUGACGAUAAAGAUGAUUAUGUUCCAAGAAAGGAAGAAUCAACAUCAACAGAUAGUGAAGUUGAUGCUGAUGAUCAUACACUAGAAGGAAACAAGUCAGUAUUGGUUAUGUAUGAAAAUAUAUCUUCUUCAGUGGCUCAAGAACCUAAACACUCCUCCACAAAGGAGUCCCCAAGGAAGGACACUGGGUCCCUAGGUGAGAAAAGUAAUGAGAGAGAUACUCCUAUCAAAACACUGGAUGAAGAAGGUGAAGGUAGUAGCAGUGACGUAGAUGUAGAUGGUGACGACGGCACUGAUGCAGAAGUCAAGUCUGGUGAUACGAGCACAGUUUGUAAAAGUGAAGAAGAUAUUAAGUGCAAUAAAAUACUUGGAAAAUCCACCAGACAUUCUAAAAUAAAGGAAAACAUUACCUCCAAAUCUGAAAUUGUUAAUGAUAUAAUUCCUUGUGUCAGUAAUUUGUCUGAAGUAAAUGACGUAAUGCAAAUAGGUGAAAGUUUGGAGCCUGAAGGAGAUAGAGAACCACAAACAACAAGUGCUAACGAUGUGCUUUCUCCAGUAAAGGGAAAGAGCGAGGCAGUAAUGCACAAGAAUGAGAACAACACAUUGGAAGACUCUAGUUCUUCUCAAGAUGGUGAGUCAGUACAUGAACAACAAAAUGAAAUUCAUGGAAAUAGUGAUAAGAAGUUAUCUAACUGCGGUGCUGAUAAAUCAGUAACUGCAAAGAAUGGACAAUGUAGAAUAGAGAUUAUAAAGGCAAAUACAAAUGAUCAGGAAUUAAGCAAUAAGUCCAAGAAAUUAGAGAACUUACGAUCUGUGGAGGUAACUAAAGGAUCAGAAACAUCAAGAAAGUCGGAUAAUAACGUGCCUAGUGAAAGUAGUUCAAAAGAAAUUUGCAUUCUAAAUUCUCCAGAAUUAAAUAAUAGAAGUUCAGAAGCAAAGAUAAAUGUUUCUGAGGAGGUAGCUGAAGGUACUUUAGACCAGAAAAAUACAAGAGAGGGGAUGGAUGAUUCAAAUGUAACAUGUAUUGACUAUUCUGAGAAUGAAAAAAAAGAGCUGGUGAAAAAAAAUGACAGGGAUUCAGUGAAGUACAAUAAUAACGUGUCAGAGAAAGUUGAUAAAAACUUGGAAAGCGUUUCGUUUAAAGCUGCUGAAAAGACUCUCUCUGCAUUCAGUAUUACAACCAGGCAGCAAGAGGAAGAACAUUCACCUGAGAAACCUUGCAUGUCAAGACUGAAUUCAGCCGUUAGUACUCCAGAAAGACAAAAGAAAAAGGGUUCAUUUAAGUAUGCUGGGUCUCGAGCAGCAAUGUUGGUUGCUUGUGCUAAGCAGAACAUCAGGAACCGGGAAGCAAAUGAAGGAGACUCGCCAUGUAAAUGUGGAGGAGAUGCAUCACGUUAUCGUCAUAGUGGAUCGCCUAACAGGAGGAGUGCUCCAUGUCGGGUUUCUCCCAGCACGCCACCAAAUCGUAAAAGAAAAUUUGUCGACGGCGAGGGUGGACGUCCUUGGGUGAAAUAUGAACCUUCUCCAGGAGCAUCUCCUUCCACAAGCAUCUUGAAGAAAUCUACACUAGACGAGAGCUUCAAUAAAGAAACGCCUUCGCCGCCGACAAAAUGCAGACGUGUCAGUUUUGCCGACCCUCCAGUCUCGGAACGCGUUGAGAUUCCUCCCUCUCCAACCACCUUGAAGCGCAUUCGAGCACAAAAGAGACUAGACAUGACUAAUGCUUCAUCCCCAGGAAAGGAUAUUGAUUUCCCAUGUAAUAAGGAAUCCCAAGAAGCGGACUCGCCUGCCAUGUUAGACUGCAGCCAAGCCUUGUAUCCAUCUCUAACCAGUUGCAAAGAUAAGGUUGACCAAGUGGCCCACCUACUAACCUCUCCUGCAUUAGUUGAGGGAUUGAUGGCUGUUCUUGAAGAACUGGGAGUGCGUACUGUUGGUGAAUUAAGCCAGCUGACAGAAGCUGAUGUAAACAAGUUGCCAGUGCGGGCACCAAAAAUUGCAGCAACUGUGAAAAUUCUAAAAAUGUAUGAAGAAACAGCACUACGGGAAGGUAAGAAAUCACCAGAACCACCGUUGGAUGAAGUGGAAGCUCAGUUAAGUGAAAUAUUUGGCGAUGUAGACCGUGAAGACAAGGAGAACCAGCGACCCAAUAACCAAGACCAUUUCCAGGAGAGCAGAAAAUCUGAAGGUGACAUCUUGGAGAAUGAGGAAAUGAGCGAAAAUAGAGAGAGUAAUGUUAUUGGUGAUGUGCCUUCAGUAAUUAAUGAUAUUUUGGAAAUAGAUGAUAUCACACCCUUAGAUGCUUCACCUGAUGAUUUGGUUCCUGAUAAUGUAAUAGCAGUGUUUAAGAAGACUAAUGAAAAUCCUAAGUUCCUUGAAUCAUUGGCCGACAAUUUGAACACUGAUGCUAUUAAAACUCUCUUCCCGAGAUUUAUGAACAAAUUACAGUAUUCAUUUGUUAUUGACAGUUUUCAUAAAUAUUUAAAAUCCAGAAAUAUAGCGGAUGAUACAUGAAUGUAAGCUUGGUUAAUACAGUGUACAGUAUAGAGGACCUCUGUUGACAGGGCCUCUUCAGGCUCCUUUUUGUAUAAAUGUGAAAAUUAUUCUUGAGAAUAAUUCUGAAAAAAAUAACUUUUUUUUUUUUUGUAUUUUGUCUGAUAUUGAUAGUGUAUAUUGUAUUUGUAUUAUAUAAGGAGUACAAAGCUUUAAUAGUCUGCUACAUAACAACUUGGUCACAACGUUGCCCAGAUGUGGUUGACACUUAAGAUUAAUUUUGUCUUUACUUAUAGCAUUAUACUUAGCACCUCAUAUUUUCUGUAAAAUGAAUAAGCCUAUUUGUAUUUCAUUAUACUCUAAUAAAGCACAACUUAAUGAAUUUUUUUAUAUUCUGGUUAUACUGUUUUUAAUUGAACAAUUUUAAGAUGUGAAUUUUGUUGAUACCUUUAAAAAAUUAUUUUUUAUUAUACAGUAUAUUCAUACAUUUAAUUAAUUGGUAUAACUAAAGACUAAUAAUUGUAUUACAAUAUAUAAAAAUGUUACAUUCCCUCAGUAAAGCUUUUAUAGUUAAGUAAUUACUUAUACUUAACCUAUUUAAAUCAUAACAAAAUUAUUGGAUUUAAUUUGUGGAAUAUUGAAUAUUGGGCAUGAUAUUCAGACAUUUUGAAUAUCCCACAACACAGAUGGUGCUAAAUAGUCUUCCUGGUUUAGUGCCUUCUUUUAACAGGUACUUUUGGAAAAUUUGAUAAGUAAUAUUUGUUUUCCAGGCUCUGAUCUUUGGUUAUGUCUAUAAAACAUUAACACAAUUGACCAGGUAAAUACUGUACUGUACUGUCUGGCUAAAUUUGACUAAAUUGUAAUUCUCAAAUUUUUUUUAGGGAGGUCAUCUUUUGAAAGAUUGGAGCUUUGGAAGGCUGCCGGUUAACAAUUCACUUGUAUAUACAAGAAUAAUCACACAAAUGCAUGAUUCAGUUAUGCAUAAGUACCCACAUAGGAAAAAGAAAACAAUUAAUCUCUGUAUUCCUUGGAAAUUGUUGAAUCACAAAAGUUCUCUGAUUAAUUUUUGUUUCUUAUGCACGUGUAUAUGUCUGUGUUGGAGUUUGUGAGUGAAUGGCAAGAAUAAAAAGAAUCUAGUGCCAGCA